Messenger RNA from Lathyrus sativus (Indian pea), 351 nucleotides. NCBI's taxonomy places the organism in Eukaryota, Viridiplantae, Streptophyta, Magnoliopsida, Fabales, Fabaceae. The record is from the annotation of a GenBank genome assembly.
AUGAACUUAGUUGAUAUCCUUGUCAUAUGGAACAAAUUCACCUGGUUUAAGUCUAAUGGAAGUUGUAGGAGUAGGAUUGAUAGGUUUUUGUUGACAGAAGGGCUUAUAUCCAAAUGGAAUGUUAAUGUGCAAAGGGUGGGCGACAGGGAUAUCUCAGAUCAUAGGCCCAUAUGGAUUCAGAAUAUCAAGGUUAAUUGGGGUCCAAAACCCUUUAAGGUGUUUAAAUGUUGGUUCAAUCAUCCUACUUUUGAUGAGUUUGUUGCUUCUACUUGGAAUAAUUUCCAUAUUGUUGGCAGCCCAUUGUUUAUCCUUGCAGAGAAAUUGGAAAAAUUGGGAGAAUGGCUGAGAUGA